AUUUAAAAAAAGCACAUGUUUGAUAGUGAGUAUGAAUCAGAUGAUGAUGAUGUUUAUGGUCCGGUAUUGCCGAAAAAUUUUCCGAAAUUAAAAACUAAUGAUGAUAAUGAUGAAAAAUGUCAAUCAAAUGAUGAUGUUUAUGGUCCAACUUUGCCAUCAUCAUCAUUGAAGGUUCCGAUUGGACCAAGUUUGCCAGAAAAUUUUCAAUCAACAUCAUCUCAACAAGAUGAUGACGAAGAUGAUGAUGAUUUCAUUAUCGGACCAUUACCUCCAGGCGAAAUUGAUCGAAAUCAUUUGAAUAAUCAAAAUCGAUCGAUUAAAAAUGAUCGAAAUGAUACGAAAAGAGAAAAAUGGAUGCUUGAACCAGGUAAAUCACUCGGUCGAUCAUUUCAAUUGCCAACAAAAUCCGUAACGAAAUUCAGUCAAAAAACAUCGACCACUAAAAAACCAUUAACCGAAGAUGAAUUAAUGGAAAUUCGUGCCAAUGAACAAAAAGAUAAAAAAAUUGAACAAUUUUUAGAAAAAUUUGAUAAAACAAAUAACCGCGAACGUUCGUUAAUGGAAAUGCAUCGAAAAGAUUUAAAAAAUAAUAAGAAACCAAAAGCCACUGAUUCCACUGCCACUAAACAAUCUGAACGACGUGAAUUUGAUCGUGAAAAAGAUCUUUGUGCACCAAGAAUGGAUUCGAAACGAAAAAAAUCCCUGAUUAAUGCGGCAUCCGAUUCAUUUGGUACGAAAUUUUCACGUGGAAAAUUUGAAAAAUUUUUAUGAAAAAAUGAAAAUGCAAAACAUCAAUCUUGAUCCACAAAAAAAAGCAAAAUAUAUUUCGAAAAAAAAGAAGAAGAAAUUUUACAAGGAGAAUCAU
Molecule: messenger RNA, 865 nt
Organism: Dermatophagoides pteronyssinus (European house dust mite)
Lineage: Eukaryota; Metazoa; Arthropoda; Arachnida; Sarcoptiformes; Pyroglyphidae
Source: RefSeq, a predicted model, not a curated record